UUUGAUGCUAGCCAAACCGAGCCUCCGGUGUCUCAUCCCUCCUCAGUGGCAGCAACUGGGCUGUCGCUCUCUUCGAAGAUGCCUGGACACCAGACGAUCCAAUCGACUCUUUCACCGCUUCAGGUCAUGCUAGACGGCACCGGACUUGGUGUUCCAGGACCCUAUCGCACGCCUCCUGGAAACUCCGCCGGAAACCGGUUCGUGCCGCCACCAGCUUCGGGCCAAAUUCAACAGACCCCAGUAAACUCGCGAGCCAUUUUUGAUAUCAUCCUCCCUUGA
This is a messenger RNA of Protopolystoma xenopodis, 279 nucleotides long. NCBI's taxonomy places the organism in Eukaryota, Metazoa, Platyhelminthes, Monogenea, Polystomatidea, Polystomatidae. The record is from the annotation of a GenBank genome assembly.